GUGAUGUCACCUGAUUGAUGUGCUAAUGUUUACUAUCAGUCGAGGGGCGACAAUUCCGUCUUAAUAAUUGCGGCUAGAUUAAUCAAUGGGUAAAUAAAUCCAGAAGAUAGAAAACAAAGCAUACGAUAGGAUCUAUCUACAGAUGCUCAGCAGGGUCCAGAUGGUGUGGGUGUUCAUCAUGAACCGGAUGGGCUCUCAGAGCGCCUCGGCAGCCCAGCGAAGACGCAUGGCCCUGGGAGUGGCCAUCCUCCUGUUGGUGGAUGUCAUUUGGGUGGCCUCCUCCGAGCUGACCUCAUAUAUUUUCAGGCGACAGGAGUACAACAAGCCCUUCUUCAGCACGUUCACCAAGACGUCCAUGUUCGUGCUCUACCUGCUGGGCUUCCUGCUGUGGCGGCCGUGGAGGCAGCAGUGCACCAGCUCACUGCAGCGACCUCACACUGCGUUUUUUGCCGAUGCCGAGGCAUACUUUGCGGCGUGCACCGCUGAAAGCACCAUGACCCACUCCCUGAGCGAGCCGCUCUACGUUCCAGUGAGGUUCCAGGAGAGGCCCCUGGAGCCGUCCUCCUCAGCCUCCUGUAACGGUCUGGACCAGUCUGCGGCUACUAGAAAGCAGCGGGUGCGUUUCAGUAACGUCAUGGAGGUCCGUCAGCUGCCCUCCACCCAAGCCCUGGAGGCCAAGCUGUCCCGUAUGUCCUACCCCGCCGCCAAGGACCACGAGAACAUGCUCCGCUCGGUGGGCAAGCUGACGGUCCCCGACGUGGCCAAGAUCAGCUUCUUCUUCUGCUUCGUGUGGUUCCUGGCUAACCUGUCGUACCAGGAGGCGCUGUCAGACACCCAGGUGGCCAUCGUCAACAUCCUGUCCUCCACCUCAGGUCUGUUUACGCUGAUCCUGGCCGCAAUUUUCCCCAGUAACAGCAGCGACCGCUUCACCCUGUCCAAACUGUUAGCCGUGGCCCUGAGCAUGGGGGGAGUGGCCCUGGUCAGCCUCUCCAGCAUGGACAUCCCCGACGGGAACGGCAUCAUAGGGUCUCUGUGGUCGCUGGCCGGGGCCGCCCUCUACGCGGUGUACAUCGUGAUGAUUAAGAGGAGGGUGGACCGAGAGGACAAGCUGGACAUCCCCAUGUUCUUCGGGUUCGUGGGUCUGUUCAACCUGCUGCUGCUGUGGCCUGGCUUCCUGGUGCUGCACUACACGGGCUUUGAGUCCUUCGAGCUGCCCAGCCAGUUGGUGUGGACCUACAUCCUGAUCAACGGCCUCAUCGGGACCGUCCUGUCCGAGUUCCUCUGGCUGUGGGGCUGUUUCCUUACCUCAUCACUAGUGGGGACCCUGGCUCUGAGCCUCACCAUCCCGCUGUCCAUCCUGGCCGACAUCUGCAUGCAGAAGGUGCGGUUCUCCUGGCUGUUCUUCAUGGGGGCCGUCCCCGUGUUCCUCUCCUUCUUCAUCGCCACCCUGCUGUGCCACUACAACAACUGGGACCCCGUCAUGGUGGGUCUGAGGAGGCUGUUCGCCUUCAUCUGCCGCAAGCCCCGGAUCCACAGGUUACCUGGAGACAGUGAGCAGUGUGAGAGCCUCAUUCCACUGCACACUGUCGGCCACGACCACGAGGACAGCGACGGCUUCUCCUGACCAAUCAGAACGUCGACAAGUGGCCUGAACUCACAAUCGGUGGGUGAACUAGGAGCUUGAUACGAGGACAAUCUGGGAGUUCUGGAACAGAGAGACAUUGAAGAACCGUAGUGCCUUUAUUUAUUCUCUACAGUGUUGGGAUGCCUCCAUUAUUUUUUGUACGACGGACUCGUACUCUGGUCGCUCGUGGCUUCCUCAUCAAACCCCCGGUCCUGGACUCCAUUACCAGUCAUGUGACCACAUGUCUCAGGACAGGUUCCCAGGGAGGAUGACACUACAGGUGGGCGGUGCUUCCACCUUCCCUCUAGGACCCCAGCUAUUGGUCCGGUCUCUCAUCCUGGGGUCAGAGUGCUCCGAUUGGUGCAGAGGUCUGGCUUUUUUCAGUGGCUCAUAUGCCCAUGGAACCUGUCAGUCUUUUUCUUUUAUCUCAUGUCAGUUGGACAAACAUUUAAAAACUUGGUGGAAAUGGAAGAAAAUCUUUUCCCCAAACUUUAUUAUUGCCAAGGUAGUGGCAGAUGAAGAACACUAAUGUACGAACACGUCAUUUGACGUCAUUAGAGCAGUCUGCCUGUAAAGUAAGCAAGAGGCUUACUCAACAGCUAACAGCUAUUGCUCAAUCUAUUAAAUCACCAGAGAGAAACAGCAGGCUGUUCAUGUGGCCUCAGUCACUUCCUCUAUUGUAAAAACACAUUUAAUGUCACAUUUUGACAUUAAAGGCUUGCAUUUUUACUCGUUCCAAAUAUGGUCUUUCCUGUCUUCUCUAGGUAACUUCAAAGUGCACUUUUUUAGAUGCAGAUAAUUUUUUUACCUUUUGAGGUUUUCUACACUGAUGUCUCGCUGGGUCCUGUUCGCUGUCUGUUUAUGUUGAAGGAGAUUUCUGUGAUCGGUUCCCAGUUGACGAGGUUAAAAGUGUGUCAGUCUGAAGACAACAUUCUAAUAUCUGUUUGGUUUUGUAUUUUAAAUCUGGGGUAAGGCUUGGUUUGUUCUGGAAAAUACUUGGGUCUCACUGGUUGUAUGGCCAGGUAAAAUACACAACAUGACAUGUUAUACAAAAUGCAGACCUUUGUGUUGGGAAAGACACUAGAUCUGUAAUACAUAAUACUCUAAUUGUCCUCGUGUGUGGUGUUCUACACCAGUCUGAGCGAGCUGGGAUGGAGAAAAGCUGUGAUGGGCGGACUCAUCAUAUGGUUUAACGUAUGCAGCCUUCAUAAAAUGUUUAUUUAUCAGUUCAAAAGUAAGAGAAAAGACUUUUGAGAGAAGUACCAGUCUAGUUUCUGAAUGUCUGAUGACCACUAAUGUUAUGUGCUCUGUUGGUUUUCUAUCACGGUUGAUAUUUCAUGUAUUUUGUGCAAAAAUUGGGCACAUUUCCUGAUCAGAGAAUAAAGAAUUGAUUUUCUUACGGUGGCCAUAUUUCCUAGGCUUCGUCUGAGAUUUUUUUAAAAACGGUUGCUCUAUCAACUUAAUAUGGUGGUUCUUCUUUUAAAUAUAUGUUAUUGAUUAUAUGUAUUUUAUUCUUUUUCAUAUAAUCAUUUAUUUGUACUUUCUUUGAUUAGCCUUAUCAAGUCAUCUGGCAAACAAUCCAACUAAUUGAUCAUUGUUAUGCCACUAUCGCUGUUAAAACGUCUCCCAUGUUUAUGGGUUGUUUUCAGUACGCUCGUGGUGUCUUUAUGAGCGAUGUCAGGCAGGAGGAAGUAAUGUGGCCAGUGUAAACUCUGUAGUAAGAGUGCUCUGUACCACCAGUGGGAAUUCAAAAUACGAUAUCCAACUGCCUUUCAAUGUUAGUAUUCAAUCCGAUUGUUUUGUUCUCAAUCAAUCAAAGGGGACGUCUGUGUUUCAGAAAAUGAAGAAACAACUAUGAAAAAUCGCUGGUUAUUGACGUAUGAAAAUGUGAAACAUGAAAAUCUGAAGGUUUUUAUUAGUCUUUGGGUCCGAUGUAUGAUUUUAACAUGACUUUUACUUUCUCAGGUACUGUAUGGUGGAUGUUAUUACCAUGUUUUUAUUCCCUAGUUAUUAUGUAUGUAGCCGUUUCCAGAAGCUGAAGUUGAGGCGGUGGCGGUUAUGAAUCGACACUCUCCUGACCUUUCUUUGAAAACAAGCUGUUUUCAUACUUCAAUGACAAUAUUAAAAACAAUACUUUUUCAUAUCUUUCAACGGUUUAACUCUUCUCUUACAUUUCUGAGACAUAAGGUAUCUUAAGGUAACAUGGAGGUCCACUAUGGAAGGUACUCUCCAGUGAGACUUUAUCAACCAAAAGAGGGAAAGUGAAAUGAGGAACUGGUAUUCUUAAAGGUCCCAUGGCAUGCUACUUUAUGGAGGCUUUAAUAUAGAUAUUAGUGCCCCCCCCCGCCUUUAAGCCGUGGUGCAGAAUUAAAGCUACUAUGAGCCAGUCGCACGUUUCAGUGUCUGUAGCUUUAUUGCAAAUGAGGAGGAGUGAGGUGGGUCAAGGUGGAGGGUGGGGGUGUGGCCCUGAGCAGCUUGCGGCCACGGUACCAUGCGCUCCUGUUUACAGUGGAUGUAUCGCAAUGGCGAGGCGCACACAGCCUUUGGCCGUGUUCUGUAAAUAUUCUAGAGCACUCUGGGUGCUCCGGCGGGAGUCCUGGAGCUCUAUAUCUAAAUAAUAUAUCAUACAUAAGUAUCAAUAUCAUAUAAUAUGUCUUAUCACGGCAAAAAGCUGUGUACGCUACCAGACGAAAUUAUGAAUCUCAAAAGACUGCGCUGGAGAACGAGAGACGUUCUCCGACGUCUCUGGUUCGUCCACGUUCACAUCUAUCUGAAGUAGACUGAACCACGAAAUGGAGGAGAAAGGGAUUGUUGGCCGCAAUUGUUGAACACGAUUUUCUCCCGACGGAGCCUCGCUCCCGAGGGACCACCGCCUCAGCAGCGGGCAACAGGCAGCGGGAAGCGGGGCUCAAGCGGGAGACAAUCGCGGGCAACAAUCCCUUUCUCCUCCAUGUCUUGGUUCAUGUACUUCAGGGAGUCAAAGCCAAAGUUCCUUUCCCCCAAUUCCUUCUCAACCAUGGCUGAGUAACACCCACUACGAGUCUAGUUGUAGAAAUACCAGAGACGUCAGAGAAUCCGACGUGUUAUGCGCCAUAACACCAACAGCAGAACGGUUAUCCAAAUAGCAAGGAAGUUUACAACACUUGCGUUACAGUCCUGGAGCUCUAUAUCUAAAUAAUAUCAUAUAAUACACAGAUAUCUAUAUCAUAUAGUACAUAUUAUCACGGCCAAAAGCUGUGUGCGCCUCCAGAAGAUAUUAUGAAUCACAAACGACUUUGUCGGGUUCUCCGACGUCUCUGGUUCUUCCACUUCCACAUCAAUCUGAAGUAAACUGAACCACGCGCUGCCUGCUGCCGGCU
Molecule: messenger RNA, 4983 nt
Organism: Gadus chalcogrammus (walleye pollock)
Lineage: Eukaryota; Metazoa; Chordata; Actinopteri; Gadiformes; Gadidae
Product: solute carrier family 35 member F5-like
Exons: 15
Coding region: 143-1624 (493 amino acids)
Biological process (GO): regulation of peptide transport
Cellular component (GO): membrane
Source: RefSeq, a predicted model, not a curated record